Molecule: messenger RNA, 5551 nt
Organism: Aquila chrysaetos chrysaetos
Lineage: Eukaryota; Metazoa; Chordata; Aves; Accipitriformes; Accipitridae
Product: rho GTPase-activating protein 20-like
Exons: 15
Coding region: 126-3485 (1119 amino acids)
Biological process (GO): signal transduction; regulation of Rho protein signal transduction
Molecular function (GO): GTPase activator activity
Source: RefSeq, a predicted model, not a curated record
CCCGCGCCGAGCCCACUCGCCGGCCGCCGCCGCCGCCAGCCAUGCGCCGCGCCGCUCCUCGGCCGCGGGCAUGACACCGCGGCCGCGCCCCGAGCUGCGCCGCGGGCUCCGCGCGGGGCCAGAAGAUGAAGCCCAUAGUCCAAAGAAGACGAUCUACCCCUUCUGCCAUUACUAAAGCUCUCGGCAAGUCAAAGAACCAUUCCAGGGAGACUACCCUUUCCUCUUCCCAUUCAGACAAUGGGCUGCCAAGUGGGGUGUUCAGCAGCCCAGGCUCCACUUUCAUCCUGGAUGAGCGAGUACAGCUAACCAUGGGCCUGCAGACCCAGGAAAGACAUUUGAUCUUGUUCAGUGAUGUGCUGGUCAUCGCCAAGUCCAAAUCCUCCUCUAGCCUGAAGCUCAAAAAGCAGGUGCCUCUGAGUGAAGUGUGGACCGGCACCUGUCUCAGCGAAGUGACAGAGAAAAAGAUGGGUCCCGAGAAUUCGUUUGUCAUCGGCUGGCCUACCACCAACUAUGUUGUCACCUUCAGCUCAGCUGACGUGAAGGAACGAUGGCUGUCAGCAUUACUGUGGCAUAUCAAUGAGGUAAAACAGAAUGAAUAUCUGAAGAAUCUAACCCUUCAGAUCUUUGUGCUGGAUGCUGACAACUGCUCUUCUACUACUGCAGUCAAUGUGUCCAAUGUGGAAACUGCAGAGAGUGUGAUGAAGAAGACCCUUCUACAGCUUGGACUUCCUGGCAGGACAAGUGAACAUCACCUCUGGGUGAUCUCAGGAAAAGAUGACCCUGCUUACCCUCUCAUUGGGCACGAGCAUCCUUUCAGCAUCGCCUUGAACUGUCUCCGGGACUCUGCUGACCAGCAGCAAGGAACCAACAAUAACACCCUCCUGGCUGAUGGGACAGAGUCUUCCUUCCUUGAUCAGCUCCCAAAGGAAAAACAGUGUCAGUUUGUCCUGAAACCCAGGCUCCAAGCUCCAGUGCAGCUGAGGAGAGAGUCACUGCAGAAACACACCAAAAGGAAGAAGUCCUUGAUUGAUUGGGCCCUGCGCCGCAGCACCAGCACCCCGACAGGCAGCCCUCCUUCGCAGUCGCCUACCACCCCACGGAAGCUCUUUGGCCUGUCUCUGUCCUCUGUCUGUCCUGACGGGAUCCUUCCCAAGCCAAUCAUGGAUAUGCUGCUCCUUCUGUACCACGAAGGUCCCUCUACUAGGGGCAUUUUCAGACGUUCUGCCAAUGCCAAGACUUGCAAGGAGUUGAAAGAGAAGCUGAACUCUGGAGAUGAUGUCCAGGUGGAUGGAGAGUCAGUCUUUGUGGCUGCAGCUGUCAUCACGGAUUUUCUCCGAAAUAUACCUGACAGUGUUCUAUCCUCAGACAUGCACGGACUGUGGAUGGAAGCUGUGGACACGGAAAAUCGGACACAUAAGAUUGAAGCUAUCAAAAGUCUAGUCAACCAGCUUCCAGAGGCCAACCUCAUCUUACUCAGACACCUCUUUGGAGUUCUCCAUCAUAUUGAGCAGAAUUCCGGCGUGAAUCAGAUGAAUGCCUUUAACCUGGCUCUUUGCAUAGCACCCAAUAUGCUGUGGCUACCAAGUCCCACUGGGCCUGAAGAGGAGAGCAGGUCUACAAAGAAGGUGGCCUUGUUAGUGCAGUUCCUGAUUGAAAACUCAGGAGAGAUUUUUGGAGGUGACAUUGCUUCCUUGUUUCAAAGACCAGACAAAAAGAAGUCCAAAAACUCAGACGAAUCUCUGGGCAUAGGCUUGGCUCAGCAUGAUGAUUCUUCUGAUGAGCUGGAAUUUUCUGCUUGUGACCCAGAAGGACCAAAGCACCACCUGGUACCUGAAACAGAUGCCAUUUUUGAAGCAUCCAGCAGCUUGUUACUCGAUGAGGAUCAGGAAGACUGGGACUUGUUCAGUGAGAUCACAGCCUGCUACCAAAGCAAAGCCCGGAAGAACACCAGUGCAGACAGCUAUGACCUCCUGGAAGAGGAGGGCUCCUUCUGCUCCAUCGGCUCAAUACGCUCACUCAGCCCGGCCAGGGACCGGUGCUCAUCCGAGCCCAGCGUCUGCCUCAGCUCCCAGCUGCCUGCUCAGAGCCAUGAGCCGGUAGCCCGCCAGUCCAGCUGCGAUGCCACCAUCAUGCACAGCCAUACAGAUUAUAUCCACAGACUCAAGCAGCUGCAGGUGGAGAGCCAGAAGUUGAUUGAUGAAGGCCUAAGCCCUGGGGUCAGUAAGGCCAGGCAGAAUUUGUGGCAGUCGCCUCAGACCAGCUCUAGGGUAAAGCAGCUCAGCCUUCAGAAAUCCAGCCUAUCCAACAGGUCCAGCUUCUCUAGCCUGUCCUCUACCACCACCUCCCCAUCUGCCUCCUCACUCAGCUCCUUAGACAGUGCUUUCUCCUACUGCUCAGAGUCAUCAGCCAUUAGUCCCACAGACGUCUCAUCCCUGCCAUUCAUGUUCGGCACGUCUGCCAGGCUUCAUGCUGUGUCCCCCAAGAUUGCCAAGAGGUCCCUGAAAGAGUGGCACAAGUCCCUCACAUCUCCUGUGCCUUUACAUCUGUGUGACCUGGACAGUUUCCAUGAGUACGAACGCAAGGCUGUAGAGAGCAGUCAUUGCUUUGCAGAGAGCAAAAGUUUUCCAUCUGUCAGCGGAGCUGCCGUGGGAAGCCCACUAACUGACACUGACUGGGAAGAAGAGGAGAGACAGCUGAGUGGUGUAGCAGGCCCUGGCCCAGGGCUCGGCAGCUGGGAUUAUACCAAAGAGUUUGAACAAAAACCUGAGCUGCCAGCUGCCAGCCCAGCCAGCGAGAAAUCCCCACAGAUCAGCCACCAGCAGCAUAGGGAGAAGGCAGUGAAGAACAUAGAAAUCAAAAGCAUUGAUGCCUGCCCUCCAAGCCAGGAAAGCCUGAAGCGCACCAAGAUAACUUUUUACAUGGCCCCAAACAAAGAAAGCUCUUGGGGGUCUCCAGUGGAAGAGGAAGAAGAGAGACCCAUGGCAAACACCAGCAGCAGUGACUCACCCAGCAGCAGCAGUGAGCAAAGCCUGUCUAAGAGCUUGCAGACUGUGAGAGUCCAUAUCCCCCAGACAGUUUUCUAUGGGCAAAAUACCCCCCUUGUCCUGCAGUCCAUCUCCAGGCGCUACCACCAUGAACCAAUGAUCCCAUCCCCACAGGCAGAGCACAAAGAGAGCCCCCAAAGUGCCUCCACUCCCGAGGAGCUGGAGAGCAAGCCAGUGGAAAUGGCGCAGGCGCCAACCCAGAGCAAGGGCUUCAACACAUUCAGCCACACCAUCCGUAUCAUCCUCCCCGCCUCCAUUCGAAACACCGUCAGGGAGUAUUUCAAGCACGAUGAAACCAAGACCUGUCCCACGGCUGAGGCAGAAGCAGUGGAGAAUGAACUCCUUCGGAGCAGGGUGGAGUGGCUCAGGAGCCAGCCACUGGCAGAGGUGGCCACAGAGGAGCGUGAUACAGUGGUGUUUGCAGAAGAGACGUUUGUCUAGGGAGAUGACUGUGGAAGAACUGAAUAUUUUUUUGUGUAUGUGCAGCAGAAAAUAUUCUGUAAGAUAUGAUCAGGGUGUGAAGAAUCUAGCAGGCUGCAUGGGGCAAUAAGUGUAAAGUGACACUAAUGUGUAUGUAAUGUUGGGGUUUAAUGUUCAUUUUGGCUGGGGCGGGGGGGGUAUUCUUGUUUUUUCUUUACACCCUUUUUCUAUGGAAGAGAUUUCACUGGUUGGGUGUCUAGUGGGCUGAAUGCCACUCAGGACUCUCCCUGUCCAUGAAUUAGCUGACCUGUACAGGGUCUGACUCUGUUUCUUUUUAAAGCAGGAAAGGAAAAACUCUGUUUUAUUUUCUCCAGUCAGCUGCUGAUGUGUGUGGAUGACCGGAGAACUGGGACAGCUAAUGCUCCAUCAGAAUUAGUUAAAACUCUUUAUGCUUGCACAAAAUCCUCCACUAUUCACUGUUCAUCACCAACAUUCAUCCAAAGAAAGACCCUUCACCUCCAUCCCAGAAAUCACUGCUGCUUUUCUCUGCUCAUCUUUUGUCCCCUGGUGGUCUAGCUCACAGUCUGCAUUCAUCACUGUUUGAGGCUGGGUUCCAAAAACACUAAAUGGAGCACAGAGCCCAAAGCCCAGCUUUCACUGGCAGAUGGUAUAUAUAACAUUUUAACCCCAAGAUUGCUUUUUUUUCCCCAAUUAAUUGUGCAUUGAUUCUCUCUUCUCAUACCUCCCCCAAAGCUAGCAUUUGACAGAGCCACAGUUACUAUAAAGGAUUUUAGCACUGUCAGUUUGGCAGGGCUAUGAACAUUUGUCGUCUUCGGGGUCCUCUGGGAGUAGCUGGUCCUUUUAGUCCUAGUAAAAGGUGACAUUAUAUUUCUGUAAAUGAUGGUGACAUUUCAGAAGGCCCUUUCCAGAGGCAGUGUGGAUGGGGCAACUAAUUAAAUUCCUCGUCACACUGAGAAGGACAUAAGCAGGAUUUGGCUUUAGCAUGAGGUUGAGGAGUUGUGGAAGUUGUCGAGAAUGUUGUCAAGUGGAUGCUGAAGCAAAGCCCCAUCUGGCCAGAAAGUUGUCAGAUGGUGCAUAAGCUGAGACUGUCCAGGCUACAACAGCACUGAUGCUGUCUCAGAGAAGCAUUGAGUUCCCACUCAGCAUAGUACAUGGCCCAGUGUGCUCCAGCAGAAUUAAGUCUGGAGAAGUGCCAGGCAGGGAUGGGCUAAGCAGGCUGCUUGUGUUGCACCACUAAAAAAAUGCAGCCAAUGGACUCUGGGAGCAUCCCCAUGAUUCCACUCAAAGCAAUGCUCAGAAGCACCAUAGCCAUAACAGGACUUGCUUAGAGGGUUGUGAUGCUGCCAGCUGAGCAUUAAAGAGAAGCUGAGAGCACCAUGUUAGUUUGACAGGUGUUAAGAAAAUGAUGGGAAAAGUCUAAAAGGUUAAAAGGUUCAGGAUGUUUCAUUUGAAAGUUAUGCGAGAGUUUUCUAAGGUGGUUUCUCUCAGAGAGACACUCCUUUUACUUAAUUAACAGCAAAUGGGUGAAGGACAAGAUAAAUACAUGAAUCCUAAUAAUUGAAAGGUAGUCCCUGUGGAGUAAGUGCCCCCUGCAAGUUCCUGAGUGUCUGCAAAUAGCCAUACCAGGAGUUGCUUAACACCUGCCAUGGUUCAGUGCUUGCACAGAGGGGGAAGCCACCUCUGUAAAAUGGUCUAGUAGGUAUCAGGUGCUUCCACUCAUCUGCCAGGUGCCUGUGACAGUCAGUGCCAGGAAACUGGCUCAGCACUCCAAAUUCACACCAUCAAAUACCAGGGCAGGGGAGAGAGGUGGAAGCCCAGAGCCUGCUUUCCAAGGCGUAUAGAGUUCGAUUUGUUCUAUGCAGGGUGUUUAACUCUCAGAUGUAGCACUCUCUGUCCCAGAUCACCUCGUUGGCCCUUGUAUGAUGAAAGGUGUAUAUAAUCAUAAUACGACCCCCCCCCCCGCCAUCAUUUCCCUCACACAUGAGCACUGACGAGGCAUUCACAGUCUUUUUUCCAGAGCUACAGUUGUAACUAUUUCAAUAAAAGACACACAAGUUUGUUUGUCA